AGGGUCUGUAGUUGGGGAGCGGGUCCACCGCCAAAUUCAAACACAGAAAGACUUCCCGUUGACUACUACAGUUAGACGUUUCUCCAGGAGACACACAGAGAGGGAACAAACAACUUUACAAGCUUCAGCAUGUCGUCGUCGGUGAUGAGUGGCGUGGCGGUGUGGAGGGCUCACAGCGUUCUGGAGGAGUCAGACGGGGGCGAGUCCAGCUCCCCUGAGGCACCCCCCCCUGACCGCUUCAGGAAGCUACGCUCCUCCUCCUCUCUCAACUCCCUCCGCAUGUCUCUGAAGAAGAGGCUUCCGCUGCGCUCUGUACAGACCAACUCCCUGCCAGACCCUGAGCUGACCCCUGACCCCACCUGGGAGAGUUUGCAGGCCAAUCAGAAGACCAACGCUGUCUGCCAGCUCACACGCAGCGCACGCAGCCACAUCGGGGGAGUGUACCAGAAGCUUCAGAGGAACAGAGCAGUGGUACAGGAUCAGGAGGAGUGUUUGGUGGCGACACCUGGCCAGGUGUGUGAGGGGGGAGAGAACAACGAGGGGGUCACCUCCCGUACACCCAGGCGCACCCCCGUCCGUUCCACCACACUCAUACCUACAACAACCCCCAGUCGCACCCCCAGAGCCACCGCGCCCAAACGCACCCCUGCCUCAGGCCGCAGGGGGAGGAGACCCCCAGGGCGAAGUCCUGAGGUGACAGGGGUGAAGAACGUGGGAGGGAGGAGGCAGCUGGUUCGGAUGGCUGCACUACGAAGCCCCUUCGCAUCUCCUAACACUCAGAGCCUCAGACGGAAGUUUGGCCGGGACCUGGAGAGUGUGUCCAGCGGUCUCAGGAAGCUGAAACGUCUGUCCCACGCCUUUGAUGAUGUCAUAGGGAGAGACGACCGCAGAACCUUCAACUACUCUCUAAUUGCAGAGUGAAUAUGCAGGUCCUGUGCAGCAGAGCGUUAUGGAGGGGUGAGGAGGUUGGACCCCAGCGGGAGGCUGGGCUGCUCUUUCACAGAGCCAAACGCCUCCUACUAGCUCAGUCUCACGUCAGAAUUAGACGUUGAUCCAUGUUUCUCAAACGUCAAAUUGCAAAGUUUUUUAAAAGAUUGAGUUUAGGCAUUUAACUCAAAUGUGUAAGAUUUAGGGUUAAGUUCAGGCUGGUUUCCCCCCUCAGCUCCCGACGUCCUCAGACAUAGAUGGACGUCGGAUACUGACUGGUAUCACGGGGGACCUGGUUCACCUUGCAGUCCUCAAGCCACACUGAACCCCACAUACCUUCCUGUUACAGUGUGUUGGUGUGAGGAAUAUGUAUCUUUCCAUAUUCUAGAUGUACAGUUACAGCCAAAUAGAUUGGCAUCCUUGCAACUUCUCUUAAAUAAUUCCCUUUUUCUUCUCUUAAGUUAAUGUUUGAAAUUGGAUUGUCAACAUUGCAGAACAUAUGUUUGUUUUGUUGCUAGUACUUGUUUUUGCACAGCUUUUUGUUCAAGAUAACUGCAGACAAAUGUUUCUUCUUCCAUCAAUGAGCUGCACUAUUCUACUGGCGAUUUGACCUUCAGAAAAUAACAGAUCUAGUUAUUCAAUGCCCUCCACCAACUGCUGUUUGGAGCUCUCCCCCAAGGUAAUGGAUGUGAUUCUGGACUCUUCACUGGCUUCUCCAGAACAGUCCAGCGUUUUCUUCUUGAACCAUUCCAGGGUGCUUCUAUGCGUUUUAGGGUUGUUGUCCUACUAGAAGACCCACAACCUUCAACAGAGAGACAUUGCACUCCAAAAUGCCCUGAUAAUCUACUCAUUGCAUGAUUAUUUUGUCUUGUUGGUGGGGGCGGGGGUCUUUGGUGUUUACCAACAAGCAAAACAAAGCAUGCAGAUAAAAUAACACCCUCCCUACAAUCAAAGGUGGUGGAGGUUUGGUAAUGCUGUUGGGUUGCUUUGCUGCUUCUGGUACUAGUGGUCUUGGAACACAUGCAAGAAAUGAAAUCAGCAGAUUAUGGGUUUCUGGAAUCCAAUGUUCAACCCAGUAUCCAAAAACUGGCUCUCCAUUAAAGGUUGUGGGUCUUCCAGCAGGACAAUGACCCCUAAACAGAGGUUCUGGCGUGCCCAGCUAAGAGUCCCCAAAUUGACAGUUGAAAAGGUGUGUCAAGCAUAUAUAUUUUUUGCUUCAAGAAGUGUUUGUCUGCGGUUAUCUUGGUCAAUAGGCUGUGCAACCAAGUACUAGCUCUGAGGUGCCAAUAAUUUUGUCGAUGACAUUUGUCUUUUAAGUUUACAAUUAGUAAUUUUAGAAAAUAAAGUUUACCAAAAAAUAAAAUUGGUUCUGCAAUGUUGAAGAUCUAAUAAGGUGUGGUGAUUAAACGUUUCUCAAAUUUGAACUUAUUUGAGAAAUGGCGGACUAAGAAAAGUACAUGCGCGUGUUGGUACAUACCGGUUACUGUCUACCAGCCGGGGACAGUUUCUAUACAGUAUGUUCAUGUAUUCUAUUCACCUUAUGAUUCCCCGCCCACUUGACCCAGCUCCUGGUCCAACAGGAUUGUUUGCCCAUUCACAAACAAAAACAUUGUUAAAUAUAAAUUACAUUUGUCAAAAAGAUUCCAUUUUUAUACAAGACCUGAAGGAGGAAAAAGUCACAAAUUGGAUUGUCCUCGUUGACACAGGCAUCAUAAGGUGAAUACUUAAACAGAAUGGGAUUCGUUUCUAUGUUCAUAGAUUCUAUAAUGUAACAGGUUUGUUUUAUACAUGAUGGGAUGUUAAGGUAAAGCCGGGGGUGAAAGUAGAUGGCAUUUCUUAUCGGUAGGGGUCAGCCAAGAGCACGCACGCAUUUUUAUAUUUGUACUGCUAAAAUGACAGGAGUAGCCUACUCUGCUGACACUGACGAACAGAUCAACAAAACCCGACGUCUGAUCCAUAUAAUUGGCCUACGAAAACGGGAGGCACAAAUACAAUGGAGGGGGGGAUAUUAUUGUCCAAAAACAAACACAAGUGGCACUGAUCCAAUGAUAAAGACUGAAUAUGCACACACCGGGGGGGACAUGGCCGAUGUUCUCUGCUGGUGCCAGGAAGAUAGGCUACUGUUCGUUCGAUUAAGUUAAGAAUUUUUAAAGCUAAAAUACAGAUUGGAGUCUUCCGACUGUAAUAUGUUUUACAGCAAUAUCCAUGUCCUUUCUAAACAGUUUUUCCGGAUUGUAAUCUUUAAAUAUUGCGAUAUGCAUGACCGGGUCUCUGCUUUUCACUGACAGUCGCAACGCAACCGUCAUCUAUUGGUAUUGCAGCAGCCGCUGCCCAAAUUGAGGCCCCUUCCGACUAGUUGAUGCGAUUUAAAACAAUCCACACGUUAAUAAAAUAAGCCACAUGAUG
Molecule: messenger RNA, 3333 nt
Organism: Oncorhynchus kisutch (coho salmon)
Lineage: Eukaryota; Metazoa; Chordata; Actinopteri; Salmoniformes; Salmonidae
Gene: pimreg
Product: PICALM interacting mitotic regulator
Exons: 7
Coding region: 130-921 (263 amino acids)
Source: RefSeq, a predicted model, not a curated record